GGCAGAGUGCUUUGGCAGAGCGCAGAAACAGACGCACACAGCAGCGCUGGGCGCCACUGAGACACAGGCAGCAAGCAAGAUUGCCGGCGUCACGGCAACAGUGCUCAUCCGACACCAUGACAACAGCCACGAGCUCGUGCUGAGCCUCCACCGGCGCUGCGCCGCAGGAGUAGCCAGGAGACGAGCUGGGACCGAGAGUCCACCGCGUCGCCAGGAGAAGCCAUUCAUCCACAGCGGUCUCCGGAGUGAACCCCCCCACCCCUAAACCCCCCCCGGGGAGAGCGGGAAAGAUGCAGCUGCACGCUGAAGGCGAGCACGCAACCCCGCACCGGACUCGCCGCCCCGCGCCGCCCCAUGCACUCCCUCCUCGACGCUGACGGCUCUGCCUCCGCUCCUCAUCUGCCCCAGCACCAUGAGGAUUUCCUGAGACCCCCCCCCCCCGGUGUCGCCCAGCUUCACACGGUGGAGGAACGAACCAUGUAAGCGGCCACAUCAGGCGUCACAGUAACUGGUGAUGUGAAACCAGCAGGCUCGAUUACCAAAUGCAGGCAGUGACUCUGCACGAUGAACCCAAUGGCACAGCUGUACUACAAGAAGGUGAGCUACUCGCCAUACCGCGACCGCAUCCCGCUGCAGAUCGUGCGGGCGGAGGCGGAGCUGUCGGUCGAAGAGAAGGCCUACCUGACGGCAGUGGAGAAGGGUGACUACGCCGGGGUCAAGCAUGCCCUGCUAGAGGCUGAGAUCUACUACAACAUCAACGUGAACUGCAUCGACCCCCUUGGACGUAGUGCCCUGCUCAUCGCCAUCGAGAACGAGAACCUGGAAGUGAUGGAGCUCCUCCUCAACCACGGGGUGUAUGUGGGCGACGCACUUCUCUACGCCAUUCGCAAGGAGGUGGUGGGAGCCGUGGAACUGCUGCUGUCCCACCGCCGGCCCAGCGGGGAGAAGCAGGUCCCCUCGCUAAUGAUGGACAGCCAGUUCUCGGAGUUCACCCCUGACAUCACGCCCAUCAUGCUGGCCGCUCACACCAACAACUACGAGAUCAUCAAGCUCCUGGUGCAGCGCGAGGUCAGCAUACCGCGGCCGCACCGCAUCCGUUGCGACUGCGUGGAGUGUGUCUCCAGCUCCGAGGUGGACAGCCUGCGGCAUUCUCGCUCCCGCCUCAACGUCUACCGGGCGCUGGCCAGCCCGUCACUCAUCGCCCUCUCCAGCGAGGACCCCAUCCUCACCGCCUUCCGCCUGGGCUGGGAGCUGAAGGAGCUGAGCAAGGUGGAGAACGAGUUCCGGCAGGAGUACGAGGAGCUGUCUCAGCAAUGCAAGCGCUUUGCCAAGGACCUGCUGGACCAGGCACGCAGCUCCCGUGAGCUGGAGAUCAUACUCAACCACCGCGAUGAUCACAGUGAAGAGCUGGACCCCCGCGAGUGCCACGACCUGGCCAAGCUGAAACUGGCCAUCAAGUACCAUCAGAAGGAGUUUGUGGCCCAGCCUAACUGCCAGCAGCUGCUGGCCACCCUGUGGUACGACGGCUUCCCUGGCUGGCGACGUCGCCACUGGGCUGUCAAGCUGCUCACCUGCUUCGUCAUCGGCCUGCUCUUCCCCGUCUUCUCCCUCGUCUACCUGCUGGCCCCGAAGAGCUCGCUGGGCCACUUCAUCAAGAAGCCCUUCAUCAAGUUCAUCUGCCACACAGCCUCCUACCUGACCUUCCUCUUCCUCCUGCUGCUGGCCUCGCAGCACAUUGUGCGCACCAACCUGCACAUGCAGGGCCCCCCGCCCACUAUCGUGGAGUGGAUGAUCCUGCCCUGGGUGCUGGGCUUCAUCUGGGCAGAAAUUAAGGAAAUGUGGGAUGGAGGCUUCACCGAGUAUGUGCACGAUUGGUGGAACCUGAUGGACUUUGCAAUGAACUCACUCUACCUGGCCACCAUCUCCCUGAAAAUCGUGGCCUACAUCAAAUACAACAGCUCACGUCCGCGGGAGGAGUGGGAGAUGUGGCACCCAACUCUAAUCGCCGAGGCCCUCUUUGCCAUCGCUAACAUCUUCAGCUCUCUGCGGCUCAUCUCGCUCUUCACGGCCAACUCGCACCUGGGCCCGCUGCAGAUCUCACUGGGCCGCAUGCUGCUUGACAUCCUGAAGUUCCUCUUCAUCUACUGCCUGGUGCUGUUGGCGUUCGCCAACGGACUCAACCAGCUCUACUUCUACUACGAGACCAAGGCGUCGGAUGAGCCCAACCACUGCAAGGGCAUCCGCUGCGAGAAGCAGAACAACGCCUUCUCCACGUUGUUCGAGACCUUGCAGUCCUUGUUCUGGUCAGUAUUCGGCCUGCUCAACCUGUACGUGACCAAUGUGAGGGCACGCCAUGAGUUCACGGAGUUUGUGGGGGCCACCAUGUUUGGGACAUACAACGUCAUCUCCCUGGUGGUGCUCCUCAACAUGCUCAUUGCUAUGAUGAACAACUCCUACCAGCUGAUUGCCGACCACGCUGACAUCGAGUGGAAGUUCGCCAGGACCAAGCUGUGGAUGAGCUACUUUGACGAGGGGGGCACACUGCCCCCACCCUUCAACAUCAUCCCCAGCCCCAAGUCCAUAUGGUACCUGUGCAUCUGGCUGCAUGGUCGGCUGUGUGGCAAGGGACCGGCGCCAACGGACGAGCAGAGGAAACAUGAGAACUUGAAGGAGUUUACGGAGCGCCAUGCUGACAACUUGAUCCAGAACCAGCACUAUCAGGAGGUCAUUAGGAACCUGGUCAAGAGGUACGUCGCCGCCAUGAUCCGGAGCGCCAAGACCAAUGAAGGGCUCACGGAAGAGAACUUCAAGGAGCUGAAGCAGGACAUCUCCAGCUUCCGCUAUGAGGUGCUGGACCUGCUGGGGAACAGGAAGCUACCACGGCGCACCUACUCCUCCAGCAGUGACAUCACCCUCAAGGACGAGGCUACUGAGAGUGGCGAUGAUGGGAUAGGCCCAGGGGCAGCACUGAGCCUGGGCAGAGACAGUGGGCGGGAUGGUGGCAAAGGGAAGGGCGUGACCUUCAACCUGUCGUCAUCCGGCAGGAAGAGCCGCGAGGCGGCGUUCAGUGUAUCCGCCCUCUUCAAGUCCAUGUCGGCCUUUGGGGUGUCGGUGGAGGACAAACCAAAGAGCAACGGGCUGAAGAAGUCCUCCUCGUCCUCACCACCCCCUCCCGACCCCGCCUCCUCCUCCUCGUCUGUCCGGAAUGGGGGCAGGUUCCAGCGCCUGGCCGGCACCAAGAGGGACUCUCUGAAGCGCAUAGGGCUGCUGUUCUCUCGCAUGAACGGCCACGUGCCAGAGCCACACUGCGAGGCCGCCUACAGUAUCUCCGACGGCCUGCUGCAGCCGCCCGCCACCUGGCCCGACCUCAGCUUCACCCCCGAGCGCCAUGUCACGCGCAGUGAGGUGAACCUGAGCCGCCUUGGCACUGCGGGGGGCCAGCAGGACCCGGCAGCAGUGCUCCAACCCGACCGCACCCCCCCGUCCUCCCUGCACUGCUCUUCCAGCUUCGCUGCCUCCAGCUCACACCUCCUGGACUCUAGUGAGGACGUGUUCGAGGGUUGGGCAGGGCCCUGCGAUGGGCUGGACUCCUCCCACUGGGAGGCAGAGCAAGAGGAGUCGGUGACAACAAAGCUAUAAAGCAGGCCUGCCGGCACGCUGAGGGACACUGACGUGACCGGUGGAGCUUUGCCGGUCUGCACACCGGUCUGCACGUCUGACACAAGCUUGUGGACCGCACCUGCAGCCGGGCCAGCAGGGCAGGCACGCAGCAGGGCAGGCACGCAGCAGGGCAGGCACGCAGCAGGGCAGGCACGCAGCAGGGCAGGCACGCACGCAGCAGGGCAGGCACGCACGCAGCAGGGCAGGCCGGACCAUGCACGCUUACCACGUGAUACCCAGGGCUCCUUUAUUAAACACUAUUAUUAGCUUAGAAGGAAAACAGAAAAAUGACAAAAAAACAAACGAAGAGCUUAGUUUAUUGCAAUAGUAGUAUGAACAUAGCUGACACCCACGUCAAAGGCUUUCAUCCUCCACCUGCCUGUGGAAUUUUCUGUAACCUGAAAAUACCCUUUUCCAUCAAAAAAUAACCAAUUUAGCUCAGAAAUAGCAUUACCUUGAUGUUUAUGUUGAUGCGAGGGAUCACAAGGUUGACCCUUGGUGUCGAACCUCAUUCCCUCGCUGGGGCUGGUAUUCGUGGCGUCUGGAUGAACCGUUGAUGAGCCGGGAAUCGCGGGAGCCAUCCCUGGGGGCCCUGUGCCGCUGCCAUGCACCCCCUGCUCCCCGCCAGGGCUGACAGGUGCCGCCGGGGGCAGCCCCGGAGGAAUGGAAGUUGGCACUGUGAGCGGACCGGCUGAGCAGUCAGGAGACGCCGUUUCCCAUCUGGCUACUUUUUAUACCUGGGUCGUCCAUCUGCGACGGCGGCAUAGAAACACCAACCCAUCCGCUUUUGCCAAAGCAUCACUGUCAAAUAGCACCCCCUGUUGGACAUCCUGCAGUAAAAGGGAAACAUCUUCACUUUUAAGGGGUGCUGUAGAACCCACUGUGAAGCGGUAUGCAGGGAGAUCUCACAGGGGUGAUCCUGCCAGCUUGCAGGCAGUGGCUGUGCCAGGACAGGUGGUGGUGGUGGUGGUGGGGGGGGGAGUGUCAGUGUCCCUCAUUAAUUUUGACCAUUCAGCCUCAUCACUGUGUCAGUCCUCUUCAGAUGAAUGAGUCUGAAAUAGAAUCCAAACUGGUUUUAUGAAUGACUUCACAUGCAUGGUGUUCCUAGCACAUUUUCUUACACACACCCAUCUCAUUUUUCCAUGUUCCGUUUUCAGCUACUCUUCUAAGGAAUGGUUUCAUUCAAUACUCAACUUACUUCACAGACGGGAGAAUUUACAAGGUUUAUGAGGGAAUUUUGUUUCUCUUAGAAAAACUUAUUUUUUUAACGCGUGUUCUCAGAAAUGCAGAUUUGUUACGAUUUAUUAUUUUUUUUAAAGACACGUACAAUAAAACACGCCCGAUUGAGUUUUGCCCAUCGAGAAUGUGAGACGUGGUUUUUUUUAGGGUUUUUUUCGUUCUUUGUGAGGCAAGACGCAUCUCCAAGAGCGAUGGCACAGAGAAUCUUCCACAGAAACAUUUCUUAAACCUGUACCAAACGAGCUAAAGCUAACUUUCCUUUCUUUUGAUAAUUCAACAGCACUGUUGACUAAAAAGUAUAUUGAAUAAAAAUAUGGAC
This is a messenger RNA of Brienomyrus brachyistius, 5218 nucleotides long. RefSeq names its product short transient receptor potential channel 5-like. The coding region runs from base 565 to 3639 and encodes 1024 amino acids. Gene Ontology annotation, molecular function: store-operated calcium channel activity; inositol 1,4,5 trisphosphate binding; protein binding. The transcript is spliced from 12 exons. Gene Ontology annotation, biological process: manganese ion transport; regulation of cytosolic calcium ion concentration; calcium ion transmembrane transport. Lineage: Eukaryota; Metazoa; Chordata; Actinopteri; Osteoglossiformes; Mormyridae. The record is from RefSeq and is a predicted model, not a curated record. Gene Ontology annotation, cellular component: cation channel complex; membrane.